Messenger RNA from Colletotrichum orchidophilum, 2628 nucleotides. RefSeq names its product glycosyl hydrolase family 3. The coding region runs from base 1 to 2628 and encodes 875 amino acids. The transcript has 4 exons. NCBI's taxonomy places the organism in Eukaryota, Fungi, Ascomycota, Sordariomycetes, Glomerellales, Glomerellaceae. The record is from RefSeq and is a predicted model, not a curated record. Gene Ontology annotation, biological process: glucan catabolic process. Gene Ontology annotation, molecular function: beta-glucosidase activity.
AUGCAUUUCCUUCGCUUCCUUGGCUCGGCCAUUGGAUUUUCACAGCUCUCGCAGCCUCCAGAAGACUCACCAUGCCCACAGCGCGACCUCGCACACUCUCCCCCGGUCUACCCAUCACCAUGGAUGGACCCCAAUGCCGACGGCUGGGCUGAUGCCUACGCCAAAGCGAAGGCCUUUGUCUCACAGUUGACUCUUCUCGAGAAGGUCAACUUGACCACCGGAGUCGGAUGGGAAGGAGAUGUCUGCGUCGGAAAUGUCGGCUCUGUUCCCCGCCUCGGUCUUCGCGGUCUUUGCAUGCAAGAUGGCCCCGUUGGCAUCCGUUUCACCGAUUACAAUUCCGUCUUUCCCUCCGGCCAAACUGUCGCCGCGACCUGGGACCGUAGCUUGAUCUAUCGCAGGGCCGAAGCCAUCGGUUUCGAGCACCGCUCCAAAGGCAUUGAUGUUGUCCUGGCCCCUGUUGCCGGUCCCAUCGGUCGUGCGCCGACUGGAGGCCGCAACUGGGAGGGCUUCUCCGUGGACCCUUACCUGACAGGUAUUGCCAUGGCUGAGUCGGUCAAGGGUAUCCAGCAGCACGCUAUUGCUUGUGCCAAGCAUUUCAUCGGCAAUGAGCAGGAACACUUCAGACAGGCUCCAGAAGCCAUUGGCUACGGAUAUAACAUCACCGAGUCGAUCUCAUCCAACAUUGACGACAAGACCAUGCACGAGCUCUACAUGUGGCCCUUUGCCGAAGCCAUCCGUGCCGGCGUUGGCUCCAUCAUGUGCUCUUACAACCAAGUCAACAACUCGUACGGUUGCCAGAACUCAAAGCUUCUCAACGGUCUUCUCAAGGAAGAGCUCGGCUUUCAAGGAUUCAUCAUGUCUGAUUGGCAAGCUCAACACGCGGGUGCUGCGACAGCUGUUGCCGGCCUCGACAUGGCGAUGCCGGGCGAUGUUCUCUUCAACACCGGAACUACCUUUUGGGGAACCAACCUGACCGUUGCCGUCCUCAACGGCACCGUUCCUGAAUACCGCCUUGAUGACAUGGCUCUGCGUAUCAUGGCUGCGUUCUUCAAGGUCGGCUUCGAGGUGGAAUCUGUCCCUGAACUAACCUUCUCGUCGUGGACCAAGGACACGAUCGGACCCGUCCACUAUUACGCCAAAGAGAAUACCCAAGUCAUCAACAAACACGUUGAUGUUCGCAGGGGUAGAGAUCACGCUAACCUGAUUCGCGAGAUUGGCGCCAAGGCUACUGUCCUGUUGAAAAACAAGGGCGCCUUGCCACUCAAUAAGCCCAAGUUCUUGGCCGUCAUCGGAGAGGAUGCCGGACCCAACCUCAAGGGCCCCAAUGGAUGUGACAACAGAGGCUGCAACGAUGGGACUCUGGGUGCUGCGUGGGGAUCAGGAUCGGCGGAGUAUCCUUACCUGGUUACUCCUGAUCAGGGGCUGCAAGCUCGCGCUGUUGCGGACGGUUCUCGAUACGAGAGCAUCCUCAGCAACUAUGACUCUGCGGCUACGAAAGCUCUUGUUUCACAGGCAGACGCUACGGCAAUCGUAUUUGUCAACGCCAAUGGUGGUGAAGGAUUCAUCAACGUAGGUGGAAACGAGGGCGACCGCCAGAACCUGACGCUUUGGAACGCGGGAGAUGAGCUUGUCAAGAACGUGUCCUCGGUCAACAACAACACCAUUGUUGUGAUCCACUCCAUCGGCCCAGUCCUAUUGACUGAUAUGUACAACAACCCUAACAUCACAGCUAUAGUCUGGGCCGGCCUUCCUGGGCAGGAGUCGGGCAACUCCAUCGCCGACGUCCUCUACGGAAACGUCAACCCCGGAGGCAAGUCUCCCUUUACAUGGGGCCCCAACCGCGAGAGCUACGGUGCCGAUGUUUUGUACAAGCCCAACAAUGGCCAGGGCGCUCCUCAGGAUGACUUCACCGAGGGUGUCUUCAUUGACUACCGCCACUUUGACCGCGCUACUGCUGGAACCAACAGCUCCGGCGUGGCACCCAUCUACCCUUUUGGCUUUGGUCUCUCGUACACGACCUUUGAAUACUCCAACUUGGUAGUCACUCCCGGUAAUGUGGGCGAAUAUGUGCCGACAACCGGCGAGACUGCGGCAGCACCCACAUUUGGCAACUACAGCACGAACCCAGCCGAGUACGUCUUCCCUAGCAACAAGUUCCGAUACAUCUACAACUUCAUCUACCCUUACUUGAACACCUCGGACGUUCGUAAGUCUGCCAACGACCCCACUUACGGAAAGACCGCCGCGGAAUUCUUGCCUCCCAACGCCGUUGCCAGCACCCCUCGGCCCAAGCACCCCGCAUCAGGCGCUCCUGGCGGCAACCCGCAGCUCUGGGACGUUCUCUACACGGUGACUGCUACCGUGACCAACACCGGAAAGAUUGCUGGCGACGAGGUUGCCCAGCUCUACGUCUCCCUCGGCGGCCCGGAGGAACCUGUCAAGGUCCUGCGCGGAUUUGAGCGCAUCCCCAUUGCAGCCGGCGCGUCGGCGGCCUUUACGGCGCAGAUUACCAGGCGCGACCUCAGCAACUGGGACACGGCGAGCCAGAACUGGGUCAUCAGUAAAUACCCGAAGAAGGUGUGGGUUGGAAGCUCAUCGAGAGACCUGCCACUGAGUGCGUCGCUCUAG